Messenger RNA from Drosophila obscura, 3115 nucleotides. RefSeq lists its product as uncharacterized. NCBI's taxonomy places the organism in Eukaryota, Metazoa, Arthropoda, Insecta, Diptera, Drosophilidae. Bases 112 to 3012 code for a protein of 966 amino acids. The record is from RefSeq and is a predicted model, not a curated record. The transcript has 3 exons.
AAAAAUAUAAUAUUGAAGAGCGCGCGCUGGUGACUUACAAUUUUUGCAGUGCUGCUUGGCGGAUGACGGGCUGGCUAAACAAUUGACGUAAAUUUGUGAAAAGAACAUGAGAUGUCUGCAUGGAGUGACCAUCAGCAUUUAGCCCGCGCUGUUAUCAUCUGUUGCUUCCUGCUGCCACUGCUGCUACCAUCGAUCACGAACGCUGCAGCACACGAGCGCCGAGCGCUGCCCAAGGAAAAGAUGCAACGGCAGGACUCUGCCACCUGGCGAAGAAUGCUGGAGGAUGGCAGGCGGCUGCAUACACAGCUACUGUACGAUGCCUAUCGCGAUAGGCUGCGGAACACGGACAGCGAGGCAGUGGCUGAGCCGCUGAAUCAGGAGAAGAUACCCGCGGCCCAUUCGCCCAUCGAAUACGCAGCAAUGGAGGAGCAUUCAGUGGAGUCGGGGAGAGGCCUUGAUCGACUCUCAAAGGAAGAAAGGGAAGGAUCAGCCGCUGGCAAGAGGCCCCCAAUCAGUGGCAUGUUAAUAUUGAAAAUGAACAAUGAAAACUCAGCCAUCAAUGCAACGGCAAGGGCGACUCAUAAACAGGAACCGGAAGCGGCAGAAGGAGACCAGCGGCAAUGCAAGCCAACUGGAAUGUACAGAGAGAGCGGAGCCACAAAACUCUCCAAUGAGCAGCCAGCCAAAUCGCUGAGGGACACCUUAAUCAAGUCCGGUUCGUUUGGGCUCAGUGCCUUGACUGGGCUAAUGGAUGUGCUCGACCGGCUCGAGCAGGGCGAUAUGGUAAGCGAACUGGCGAAAAGGAUCAGCGAGGGCAUGGAGCCACAGCUGAGCAGCAACAGCAGCAGCUCCCUGCUGGGUGGCAGGGUCAAUUUAGCCUCAGAUGAGCUGCUCGAUAACGUGGAUCCACAGAGGGCGGCGACUAAUUUCAAGCACAUCCUGAAGGACUUGAAGAAGCGACGACCGAGUGACCAGCUGGGUGGGCUCUAUGACGAUUACCUGCAGAUAUUUACCCAGGCGCUGAGUGAUCAGAAGUGUCCACGUGCGUCCCCUCGCAGAUCGAAUGGACUGAAGAUGAGUCAAUGUCGCGCAAAGCCAGCGAGCCUGGCCGCUGAUCGGGCUCAAGGACAGACAAAGAAAAAUAUCAAGUCGAAGGUGUUGGCACCGGAAACCGAUUACAUGAAAGCCCUGGAUACGUUCCUUAAGAUGGGCAAGGAGAAUCAGUUGAAUGGCGGCCUGAAGCCCUACUACCUUCCGACAUCCAAGAACCGGCAACUCAUCUGGAACGAGGUGCCGCUGAUCAAGCCGGGACUGAGUCCGGAACCAGCCCAUAAACUGAAAGCGGAGAGCAGCAAGAAAAUGCGACUUCACAGCGACAAAAAGAGACUCAAAUUGUUGGCCAGCGAUGAGCAUGGCUCCAAAGUGAAGAUGAAAACGCCACCUGCCCCAGCGGUGGAGGGUUGUGCUUCGGCUCUGGAUCCCAAUCAAAUUAUAAAUGGCCUAAAGGCCAUCAAGCAGACGCCGUUCUACAAUCUGUACGAUGAGUACCAGAGGCAGAUGCAGAGCCUCAAGCAGAGCCUGCAGUGCAAGCAGGACUGGUGGCGGGAGGUGAUGGACAAGGGCGCGGCAUUCGCCCGGGCACUCUCCAAGCGGGAUGUGCCCAAUAAUCUCUAUCCGCUGAUAGCGCGCGGUGCCCCAGUGCCCUUUCCCGAGGCACUAAUGAAUCAGGCCACUGGCAUGGGCCAGUCCGUGCCGCAGAUUGGCGGCAAUAUGAUGGACAAUAUGGCCAGUCAAAUGAAUAUGUCGCCCCUGGAGUUGGCCCAGCGGCUUGUGGGCACGAAUGUGCGUCCAGCUACAGCUUCUGGCGCUGCGCCCAGUGCCAUUGCUUCAGUUGGUCGCAUGCCUUCAGGAUUUGGCCCGGUUCAGGGACAGUUGGGAAACCAGAUUGGCAGUGGACAGGUUGUGAGUUUGCCAUUAAAUACCUUUCGGAAAUCGUCGCAGCUUGUGCCGCAACAACAGAAACCGCCCCAAGAGAUGGUCAUACAAGAUCCGCCGACACAAGAGUCGCUGCCACAGGACCAACCGACACUGGAGCCAGCGAAAAAUGUGUCAAUGCCCAAACAGGAGCCGCCCAAACAGGAGCCAUCCAAACAGGAGCCAUUGGGCAAAGAUAAGGAUAAGGAUCCAUCCAACAUAGCCCCAGUGCUGGACAAGAUACUGCAGCGUUUGGAGACAAUGCAGGAGAACAAAUGCAAUAACGCGACCUCCGCCGAUGAGAAGGAGCUUCAAGAGCUGCCCUGCUGUUUCGCCGAUCCAGCAGAUGGUGCACCCUGCGACAUAAAUGGUUCCUGGGAGUCCCUGGUGCUGGGCGUGCGCAUCAAUAUACGAACGCCCAAGAAAGACAGACUGCGCGAGGGGGAGAAGAAGGCAUCGUGCUACAAUCCCAAGGGCGACAAGUCCCGGCGACAGUGCGUGAAGAUUAACCAGUCGCAGCUGAAGGACAAGUCGGACGCCAAGAAGGAUGAACUCCUGCACACCGGCCUGACGCUCAAUAUCAGUGUGCAGGAAACGGUGCCGCCCCGAGCCCAUGUGCUCAUCGAGAAUCUCACCGAUUGGGAUUUUUCGGGCCAUGCACUGGGCGUGCUGGGCGGGCCCGUUUCGCUGGCCUUCCGCAAGGUCAAGUCCAAUCUGGUGGGCAACUUUGUGGGCUAUUGUCGCACCUGCGGCUGCGUGGACACCAUUUUUGGUUCGUGGACCUUCUGUCAGCCGUCACGCGAUUGCCAGGACAUCACCAUGUCCAUUGUGGAUAGACGGGAUCUGCUCAGGCGCUACAGCCUGGACGAGAAGCGCAAGAAUCGGUACAAGGAGCAGCUCUAUUUGGGCAGCAAGUUCGCCCGCGUCGAGAAGGAGCGCAUGGAGGCGGAGCUAAUGAGAUUCGAAAAAUCCACUCCCCAGCCGCAGCUGCAGCUGCAGCUGCAACAGAAUGAGGCGGCAGCUCCACGCUAUUGGUAGUUUGAAAAGUUCAAUUAAGUUGUUCAAUAAUUUUCAUGGUUGCAUUUAUUUAUUUUGUAUUCAUUACACGUUGCCCCAUUGAUCAGUAUUCUGAUUUUGCCUG